Oncorhynchus kisutch (coho salmon) is the source of this 2426-nucleotide messenger RNA. Its product is annotated as C-type lectin domain family 4 member K. Lineage: Eukaryota; Metazoa; Chordata; Actinopteri; Salmoniformes; Salmonidae. The transcript is spliced from 9 exons. The coding region runs from base 116 to 1135 and encodes 339 amino acids. The record is from RefSeq and is a predicted model, not a curated record.
CAGUGUGUGUGUGGUUGAGUGUGUGAGUGUUUGAGGGAUUUAAAUGAGUGAGUGUGUGUGAUGAGGGCCUUCUUCCUCUUCUGGUCCCCACUCUGAAAGAGAACUUAGAGCUGUGAUGAUGUCUGGUGAAAUCAUCUACUCCGAUGUUACAUUCACUCGGCAUCAGAACCAAGAUACUGGAGCAGAAAGGGAAGUUUCUAAUGGAGUAGCCGAACGUGAAGAGGAUGUCACAUACUCUGAGGUUAAAAGACCGGGAGGUAGAGCUAGUGAGCAGGAGGAUCCUGGGAAAGGAAGGGACCCUGGCAAUAGUGACCCCACUCCCCCAGUGGGGUCAAAGGCUACAAUCCCUGAGGGAGGGUAUGGGAGAGUUCCCGUGGUGACCCUGAUGUGUCUCUGUGUUCUACUGCUGGGCCUGGCGAUCACUCUGGGAGUCCUCUAUGCUUCCAACAUGACUAGUCUUCAAGCUGAAGGGGCUCACUUUGCCCAGAUGAAAGAGAAUCUAACAGGGAAACUGCAUGAACUGCAAGACAGCUAUAAGAGACUACAGAAUAAGACCCACAACGUAACAGUCCAGAGAGACCUGUUAUCCUCAGAGCUACAAGACUGUAAUGCCAACCUUACUAUGGUCAAAGAUCUCCUGGCAACCAUCCAAGGGAAUCAUAAGAUAUGUAAUACCAAUCAGCUGUGUUCUCCUGGCUGGGAGUUCUACAAUGGAUCAUGUUACUACUUCUCUAAAGAAAAAAUGACCUGGGAACAGAGUCAGUACGCCUGCAUCCAUGAUGGAGGACACCUGGUCAUCAUAGAGAGUCAGCAGGAGCAGGAGUUUAUAAAACAGAGAGUGGUAGCACUGGGAAUUGAUCCUUAUGAUCACAGCCCCUGGAUUGGACUGACAGAUGAGAAGCAAGAGGGAUUGUGGGUCUGGAUGGACAAUACACCUCUUAAUGAGAACAUCAAGUACUGGGACUUUGGCGAACCAAAUAACCAUGGGCCUAAAGGUGAAAGUGAAAACUGUGUCCGAAUAGGUCAAAAAUGUCACCACCAAAUAAAUUGUUGGUUUGACUUUCCAUGUGCCGAACCAUCUAAGAGAAUCUGUGAGAGUCGUGCAGUCUGUGAAAGUCGGGCAGGCACUCCAUAGUGAAGCCAAAUGUAGUGUAUUGAAUGAGUAACCAGCACAAGGCACCGUAUUGUUGGGAAGUAUUUAGGGCCCAUUUUCUAGACACAGACCAAACCUACACUCUUAGAAAAAAAAUUUCAAAAGGGUUUUUCGGGUGUCCCCAUAGGAGAACGAUUUUUGACUACAAGUAGAAGCCUUUUUGACUCCAGGUAGAACACUAUUGGGUUCCAUGUAGAUGAAGAUCUCUCUGUUGAAAGGGUUCUACCUGGAACCAAAAGCACUACUUCAAAUGGUUCUCCUAUGGGGACAGACAAUAUAUAGCCACUAUUUUUCUAAGAAUGUAUUGCUGGACUAAGUAUUACCUUCAUUUGAGCUUGUGUCCACACAACAAAUACUUCUGCUUUGAGCUAUAAUUGAAUGUCAUACCUGUGUAGUUCCUCCACAUAGCCAGCUGGAUCUGACAGAUCCUACUGAUAUGGAUUUAACUUUUUUAUUUAUAUUGGUAAAUAUGCUUUCCAUUGUAACAUUUGAUAUUUUAGUCAAUUAACAGACGGUCUUGUCCACAGUGAUAUACAGAUCAAUGCAGUAGUAUUAGAAAGCCUGCAUGGUUUAGCCUGCAUGGGUUAGCCUGUAAGGUUUAGACUUGUCAUCUCAACCUUCUAUUCAGGAAAAUGUAUCUAGGUUGUAUUUCUAACAAUAUGAUUACAUUUUUUUAUUCAGUUCAUUUACAGAUUUAUUCGUAACAAUGGGAUUCAUUAAUUCAGCUGUUUUUGCAGGUGUAUUUGUAACAUUGGACUUCAUUCAUUCAGCUGUUUUUACAGAUUUAUUUGUAACAAUGGGAUUCAUUAAUUCAGCUGUUUUUACAGAUUUAUUUGUAACAAUGGGAUUCAUUAAUUCAGCUGUUUUUGCAGGUGUAUUUGUAACAUUGGACUUCAUUCAUUCAGCUGUUUUUACAGAUUUAUUUGUAACAAUGGGAUUCAUUAAUUCAGCUGUUUUUACAUAUUUAUUUGUAACAAUGGGAUUCAUUAAUUCAGCUGUUUUUGCAGGUGUAUUUGUAACAUUGGACUUCAUUCAUUCAGCUGUUUUUACAGAUUUAUUUGUAACAAUGGGAUUCAUUAAUUCAGCUGUUUUUACAGAUUUAUUUGUAACAAUGGGAUUCAUUAAUUCAGCUGUUUUUGCAGGUGUAUUUGUAACAUUGGACUUCAUUCAUUCAGCUGUUUUUAUAUAUGUAUUUGUAUGUGGAGGUCUAAUAGAUGGAAUUAGACAUGAAGUAAUACAUAAAUAAAAAUUGAAUUGAUCUAAAUGUUCAAAA